ACUAGUAAAAAAGCGGCAUUGCGUGAAAACAAAUCGAACUUCGCAAAUAAUUUUUAAAUCUUAUAUAUCAGCCUAUAAAUAAAGUUGAACCAACAUGUCGUUUAUGAACCCAGUGGACAUGGUCGAUGAGGAUGCAGCAGACCUGCAGUUUCCAAAAGAGAAAGCUAACAGUCAUGAGGUCAUGCGCUCAUCUGUCAGGUUUGCUCGUGCCCGCGCUGAUAGUCAAACGAAGCGUGUAACGAUUCAUUAUAAUCACCUUGCAUUCCACAAUCAGCUCGGUGAAAAUGUAGACAGAGCUGAGAAUAAGGAUAGCGAAGCCGAGCACUCGGGCUCUACUCUAUGUGCAAUGUGUCGCUGUUGCCUCGCAGAGCCAUAUAUCAAGUGUGCCGAAUGCCUGGACGUCCUAAUAUGCUUGCAGUGCUUUUCACGAGGUCGCGAAAUCGGGAGUCAUCGCAACAGCCACGCCUACAUUAUAGUACGAGAUGAUAUUCAGGUGUUUGCAAACGAUUCUGGUUGGGUAGCACGAGACGAGCGUGCACUGCUGCAAGCUUUACACAAAAAUGGCUAUGGCAACUGGGAUGCCAUAGCCAAUGCACUUGAACGACGUUUCUCACCAGAGGAGGUACGACGACACUAUCACGAUUGCUACUUCGGGGGCAUCUUUGAACGGUUGCUCGGGUUGCAGCAUGCACGAAAUUGUUACCUGCCCGAGCGGAUGCCGUAUGUAUUCAAAAUGCGAUCCCUGGAGCCGCCUCGGCAUGAUGACAUAUCGUCGAUUCAGUUUAAAAUCAAUGCAGGAUAUCGAUGCGCACGCGGAGAUUUCGACACGCCCUACGAUUCCUCUGCUGAGGGUCUGCUUUCAGUGAUGAUCGAACAGCAAAGAGCAAACGCUGAUGAUGACUCACUUGAGAAUGACUCACCAGAUCAGCAGUUAGUGGAGGAACUGCAGUGUGGACUAGUCCGUGCUUACAACAAUCGUCUGAGAGAACGCCAGCGACGCUACAAAAUUAUGCGUGACCAUGGUCUCAUUCUGCCAAAUCGCACUGUCAGCUGGAUAACCAAAUAUGUGAGCGCUUUUCGUAGCGAUGUCAGCUGCAUGCGCUUCCUUGCCCUCAUGCAAGUUUGCAAACCCUUUCAGUUCGAUCUGCUGGUGGAGUCGUUGCGCAAUUAUCGCCAAUUACAAAAUCGACUCCACUGGCUCUACGAUAUACGGCAGCAUGGCGUGCGCACUCUCUACGGCGGCGCACUUUAUACGCGCCUUUACAAGCAGCGCCAGCAGGCUCAGCGGGAUUAUGCACGGCAACGGCAAAACGAUGCUUACGACUGGCAGCAAUUGGUGCACCACUUCGAAAAUAACCAGAAUGUUGACCAGCUGCCUCAAGGCAGUAGCUCCAGAGUGUAUAUGCAUUGUCCGCGUCGGAAGGCUAGUCCAAUGGAUAUUUCGGAUCUGCCAGGAUACUCUAAGCUAGAUGCAGGAGAACGUACACUUUGUAGCGUGGCGCGUCUAAUACCACAGGCCUAUUUGGAGCACAAAAAUCAGCUUAUUGCAGAGCAAGCCAAGCUGGGGCAUCUAAGGCUGGGCGAUGCACGGCGACUUAUUAAGAUCGAUGUUAACAAAACGCGUCAGAUUUAUGAUUUCUUGGUGGAAAAUGGCCACAUUCGACCUCAUACUUUUGGCUAAACUUGUAGCAUUAUAUUCACUUGCAUCUCACUUAGUUCGAGAAUGCUGAAACACUGCUCAUAUCGGAGGUGCACAUGUUACUGGAUCAUCGCAAACGGCAAAAUGAAUCCGC
Drosophila arizonae is the source of this 1793-nucleotide messenger RNA. Its product is annotated as DNA-directed RNA polymerase II subunit Rpb4. Gene Ontology annotation, molecular function: nucleotide binding; zinc ion binding; transcription coactivator activity. Gene Ontology annotation, biological process: chromatin remodeling; DNA-templated transcription initiation; regulation of transcription by RNA polymerase II. The record is from RefSeq and is a predicted model, not a curated record. Gene Ontology annotation, cellular component: RNA polymerase complex; nucleus; SAGA-type complex. NCBI's taxonomy places the organism in Eukaryota, Metazoa, Arthropoda, Insecta, Diptera, Drosophilidae.